Messenger RNA from Leptinotarsa decemlineata (Colorado potato beetle), 1020 nucleotides. RefSeq lists its product as uncharacterized. Lineage: Eukaryota; Metazoa; Arthropoda; Insecta; Coleoptera; Chrysomelidae. The record is from RefSeq and is a predicted model, not a curated record.
GAAAAUGACAACUGACGUUAGAAACAUGAUGUGCAUGACCAGCAAUUUGUAUUGUGUUUCAGUGUGUUUUGGCAAAGUUAUUUGAAAAGUAGUUGAGUAUUUUGAGCUCCCGUAGAAUUGCAAUUGAAUAAUUAGAUACAGGUAAUACAAAUUUGGGAAACGGGUUUUCAAGAACAAACUUUUUCGUAAAGUAGAAAUAGCGGUGAGGGAAAAAUGGAAACUUCCAAAAUCGAAGUAAAAACUAAUGAUGAUAAGAACAAAAAUGAGCUGUCUGAUGAAGAUAAGCUGCUGCAAGAAGAACUCAACUUAUGUGUGGAAAAACUACAGGAAAGUGAUGAAAAACUUUAUUUACCUGCUCUACAUGCCUUGGGUAAUAAUAUUCGAGCAUCUACCACAUCUAUGACGUCCGUUCCUAAACCUCUCAAAUUCAUGAAACCACAUUAUGAAACUAUGAAGCAAGCUUAUGAGAAAGUCACUAACCCAGAAAUAAAAAAUGUUUUUGCUGAUAUUAUUUCUGUAUUGGCCAUGACGAUGGGAGAAGGAAGGGAAUGUCUCAAAUAUAGACUUCUCUCUAAUUUGGGUAAUAUCGGAGAGUGGGGCCACGAAUAUGUUCGUCACUUGGCAGGAGAGAUUGCUGGAGAAUGGGCAGAAACUGAUUUCAUGGUGAACACAGAAAUAAGAGAUAAAUUAAUUUUACUGGCUAAGCAGAUCCUUCCUUAUAACAUGGCUCACAAUGCUGAAGCAGAAGCAUGUGAUUUACUGAUGGAAAUUGAAAGACUUGAUCUACUAGAACAAUACGUGGAUGAAAAUAAUUAUCAAAGAUGCUGUUUGUAUCUCACAAGUUGCAUACCAUAUGUGGCCGAUCCAGAAAAUAAUACGCUUCUUCAGACUGCUCUAUUGCUGUUCCGCAAAUUCAAACAGUAUUCGCAAGCAUUACGUUUAGCUAUGCAGUUGAAUGAUCAUUCUCUGAUAGAAGAAAUAUUCACAACUUGUCCAGAUACGUAAGUGUGACUUAUUGAA